Messenger RNA from Zymoseptoria tritici IPO323, 1690 nucleotides. RefSeq lists its product as uncharacterized. Bases 14 to 1690 code for a protein of 558 amino acids. Gene Ontology annotation, molecular function: glycerophospholipase activity. Lineage: Eukaryota; Fungi; Ascomycota; Dothideomycetes; Mycosphaerellales; Mycosphaerellaceae. The record is from RefSeq and is a predicted model, not a curated record. The transcript is spliced from 7 exons. Gene Ontology annotation, biological process: multivesicular body membrane disassembly; neutral lipid catabolic process; piecemeal microautophagy of the nucleus.
GGCAACAAUACCUAUGCAAUUAUGCGUGACUUCUCCUUCGUUCUUGCGUCAACAACACAUACUCACCAUGUGGAGCGGUAGCAUACUGCUGACUUGCCUGUUGGCGUUCGUCGGAAAUGCUCAGGCAGCAAGAUCAUGGCAGCAACGGCGGGCGGAGGCGAACCCUUAUAUCAUACUGCCACCUGGAAUAGGACAGGAUGUUGGAAAUGGGAAGGCUCCAGUAGGCUUCGGGGAGAAGGAGUUUACUCUCCGCCAUAUCUACCACCACGGCUCCCACGAGUACCCCGAACUACAUCGAUAUAUCGACGUCCCCAAAGAUGCGAAACUUCAGAUCUCGACGGACUACGGAGCGACCUUCGAAGCGGCACCGCAGAAAUUGGAGGCGAGUGCGGCAUCACUGCAGAUUGAGCGGCUAAGGAAGAGGAAGCAGUCGGAUAUUGACAACCUGCUUGAGCAUGCAUAUAUACACGGCGUACCAGCCGAUGUUCCUUCAUCAGCAUGGACAACGGAUCACGUCGCGGGACCAAACAUUACGGACAAGAAAACGAUCAUUACCUUUGCGAAGAUGGCUUUAAACGCCUACUACACAAGUCCUGAGGAUUCCGAGUGGCGAGAUGUCAAGGGUGGCUUCAACUACACGGAGGAUUUUGGCUGGCAGCAGGAUGGUCUUCGUGGACAUAUCUUUGCGGAUGAGAAGAACGCUACGGUUGUGAUAGGAUUGAAGGGAACAUCGCCAGCAAUCUUUGAUGGCGCUGACACGACUGGUAAUGACAAGCUGAACGACAACCUUUUCGGAUCCUGCUGUUGCGGACAAGGCGGCCAGAUACUCUGGAAGCAGGUCUGCGACUGUAUGACUGGGACAUAUUCAUGCAACAACACCUGCCUGGUCAAGUCGCUACGGCAGAAGAGUCACUACUACUGGGCGGUACGAGACCUCUACCAUAAUGUGACGGAGAGGUAUCCCAACUCGGAUGUAUGGUUGUCGGGUCAUUCACUUGGAGGGGUGGUCAGCUCUCUGCUUGGACUGACAUAUGGUCUGCCGACGCUGACUUUUGAGGCCUUCCCGGAUGCGUUGGCGGCUUCACGACUUGGUCUUCCCGCUCCACCUGGCUACAAGAUCGGGGCUCAUCAGUCGAGGUCCAGCUUGGGUAUUUACCACUUUGGCCACACCGCCGAUCCGAUCUACAUGGGGACUUGCAAUGCGGCGUCAUCGUUCUGUACGAUUGCAGGCUAUGCUUUUCAAGGAGUUUGUCAUACGGGCCAGACUUGUAUAUACGAUACAGUCGGUGACCUGGGAUGGCGAGUGGGUAUUGGCACGCACAAGAUCAACAAUGUCAUCAGGGAUGUGCUGGAGAAAGCAGUACUGCGACGUCGAGGACGAGAACGGAGACGUCUCUACAUCUUCGACGUCGACGUCGACCUUACCUGCAAACAUCCUGGGUUCUUUGGCUGUAACGACCGCAAUUACGACCCGACGCCCACCACCUCGUCGGUUCCCAAGUCGACACACACUGCUACCGCAACGGAUGAGUGCACUUCGAGAGAAUUCUUCGGUCUGAUUUGUGUCGACCCUUCCCCGACUACGAGUUCCGGAGCAGAACCGAGCGCGACUAAGCGUCCGAGCCAAUGCCUGUCCGUGCCGGAUCAGUUCAAAUGGACUGACAAGCAACCACCAUGUGAGCAGGACUGA